This is a messenger RNA of Mycetomoellerius zeteki, 880 nucleotides long. RefSeq lists its product as uncharacterized. Bases 74 to 880 code for a protein of 268 amino acids. The transcript has 5 exons. NCBI's taxonomy places the organism in Eukaryota, Metazoa, Arthropoda, Insecta, Hymenoptera, Formicidae. The record is from RefSeq and is a predicted model, not a curated record.
CCAUAUCUCAUCCUAGGAUAUAUCUCAGUUUCCACGUUGUAUCUUAAAGAAUUUUCCUUUAUCGCUACCGAAGAUGACAUUUUGUAUCUCGCGAAGUUUAACCGUGACAAUAAGUUGCUUCGCUAUUCUGGUCAAUUGCAGUCCGAAGUUCGAUGAUGGAGGUUUUGUGCCGAGUUCUAUCAGCUACAUGGAAAAACAGGCGAAGGCACAGGAUCAGGUAGCCAUGCCGUCUCAGAUUAAACAACACGACGAAGCGUCGAAGCGCGAAUCCGAGACGAACGAUAUUGCGGAUCGUAGCCAGGAGGCACGAUUUGGUUUCACCAAUGUCGGAAGUACAGGAAGCGGUUACGGCGUAUCACCUUAUGCGCCGGCGAAAAUAGAUCUUGGAGGACUUCUCUUGGGAGCCAUCAUAGGCGUGGGAUCGAUUCUCAUUAUCCCAAAGUUGCUCUAUAUCCUGUCGGGGACUUACGGUACUUAUGCGAGAAGUGAAGAUAAUGGCUUCACGCAGACUCUGACGAGGCUCGAUGAUGUCCUGGCUCGUCAUGGCAUCGACACGACCUCGUGCAUGCAACGCGCGGUGUGCACCUACUUGCAGCAGGUGACCACAGUGGACGACGAGAACGAGAACGGAAACGAGAAAGAUCAGAAAGUGACGUCCUUCGAGAAGAUGGUGAACACAAUCACCACCAAUCAAGUGUUUCGCACGGCCAUGCAGGGCACGGCGAUCGAGGAAGCGGUGGAAGCCGGUAGGAACGGUAGAAACUGUUCAAGAUUGUAUCGACACUGCGGCUUCUCGAUGGAGACCAUGCUGUCGCUGUUGGCUAACGUCAUCACGACGGUGAACUCGCGCGUCGCGACGCCCACUGAUUCCUCGUUGUAA